UACGUUUUCGUUGUGCAAAGCAACUGCAAGGCUAAAGGUAACAGAGGGUACUCUUAAUUUGCAGAGACCCUCUUCAGGCAAUUCCAGUUAUCUAAAGAUGGGGAAAAUAGCGUUUGGAAGCACCAGUGAGGCUGCAAAGCCGGAAGUCUGGAGGGCGCUUAUCGUCGAGUUUAUCACCACCUUCCUCUUCAUCUUUGCUGGUGUUGGAUCAGCCAUGGCUACUGAUAAGCUAGGAGCAGAUACAACUGUGGCAUUGUUUUUCAUAGCUAUCACGCAUGCCCUAGUCGUGGCCGUGAUGAUAUCCGCCGGCCACAUUUCCGGUGGUCAUCUUAACCCCGCUGUCACCCUCGGCCUCCUCGCCGGCGGUCACAUUACCCUCUUCCGAUCUGUGCUUUAUUGGAUUGAUCAGUUGUUAGCAGCUGCCGCAUCUUGUUACCUUCUAAAGUACCUCACAGGAGGAUUGACUACUCCAAUUCAUUCACUUGCAAGUGGAGUCGGCUUCUUCCAAGGUGUGAUAUGGGAGAUCAUCUUGACAUUCUCCUUGCUUUUCACAGUCUACGCUACAAUUGUGGAUCCGAAGAAAGGAUCUCUUGAUGGGCUGGGCCCAACUCUCACUGGGUUUGUAGUGGGUGCCAACAUCCUAGCUGGCGGGGCCUUCUCAGGGGCUUCAAUGAACCCAGCAAGGUCUUUUGGGCCUGCUCUGGUGAGCUGGGACUGGACUGAUCACUGGGUCUAUUGGGUUGGGCCUCUCAUCGGUGGUGGCCUCGCUGGCUUCAUCUAUGAAAUUUUCUUCAUUGAGAGACCACGUAAUUACCAACCCAUCCCUGCAUAUCAGGAAGAGGCUUAAGUAGAAGACCAAUUUCAGUGUCCCAAAGCAUCCUGCUAGUCCUUCUUUUCUCUUUCUUGGGUUUCCUAUGCAGGAUUCAGAUUAGAGCUUUCAAUAAUCAUUCUAUGCAAUUUUAUUUUUUUUCUUGUUCACUUUUACCUUUGAUUAAUAUAUUGUUACAAAGUUCAUCGUCC
Rosa rugosa (rugosa rose) is the source of this 1020-nucleotide messenger RNA. Its product is annotated as aquaporin TIP4-1. Gene Ontology annotation, cellular component: membrane. Gene Ontology annotation, molecular function: water channel activity. The transcript is spliced from 3 exons. Gene Ontology annotation, biological process: transmembrane transport; water transport. The coding region runs from base 98 to 847 and encodes 249 amino acids. NCBI's taxonomy places the organism in Eukaryota, Viridiplantae, Streptophyta, Magnoliopsida, Rosales, Rosaceae. The record is from RefSeq and is a predicted model, not a curated record.